AUUCCCAAAUAUUAAACUCAUUAGAAUUUGAUUUUCAGGAUCUGAAAGCAUUUUGAUUUCAGAAUUUGGAGGCUGAUUAUAGUGUGUGCUAUUGAAUUAUUGUAGAACAUCCAGAUUCAUACAGAGAUUGGAAGGGAAUCAAUGGGUUCGGCAGGGAAGGAGGCGUACAGGAGCCUUCUGAAAGCGGUGAAGAAACACAUUGUAAAAGGAGAGCACAAACCGGAUUUCACCGACUAUAUAAGGGAGGAGUUUAGGAAGAGCGUUAACAGUCAAGCUCCUAAUGUUCGGGAAGGAUUACAGCUUGCCAAAGAUUACACUUUUCUGCUCAACAGUGUUCACCAUCACAAGGACUUGCUAUUUUCUUACAAUAUCGCGGUUGAUAGGUCUGAUGAGAUGAAGAAAGUUCUGGGAAAAUCCGCAGCAAGUGUGGGUCUCCAACUCCCCGAUGUUUAUCAGCCAUGACAGCCAGAGCUUUCAUUUGCACCAAUGGAAACUGGGAUUUGCUGCAAAACUGCCCAAAUUCAGGCAUUUAUCAGCUCUGCAGAAUUUCCAACCCUUUACAUGCCUUCAACAUGAACAGCACUGAUAAUGCUUCAGUCAAGAAAUCUUGUUGAAUUUCAAGGUUUUUUUUUUUUUUCAAAUAAAAAUUUAAAUCUAAUUGUGGUAUUUUAAGGUUGUCA
Messenger RNA from Ipomoea triloba (trilobed morning glory), 680 nucleotides. RefSeq lists its product as uncharacterized. The record is from RefSeq and is a predicted model, not a curated record. The transcript has 3 exons. Lineage: Eukaryota; Viridiplantae; Streptophyta; Magnoliopsida; Solanales; Convolvulaceae. The coding region runs from base 142 to 462 and encodes 106 amino acids.